Molecule: messenger RNA, 1065 nt
Organism: Phanerochaete carnosa HHB-10118-sp
Lineage: Eukaryota; Fungi; Basidiomycota; Agaricomycetes; Polyporales; Phanerochaetaceae
Exons: 6
Coding region: 1-1065 (354 amino acids)
Biological process (GO): endonucleolytic cleavage in ITS1 to separate SSU-rRNA from 5.8S rRNA and LSU-rRNA from tricistronic rRNA transcript (SSU-rRNA, 5.8S rRNA, LSU-rRNA); tRNA 5'-leader removal; tRNA 3'-end processing
Cellular component (GO): ribonuclease MRP complex; multimeric ribonuclease P complex
Molecular function (GO): ribonuclease MRP activity; ribonuclease P activity
Source: RefSeq, a predicted model, not a curated record
AUGGACUUUCCUCUACCAGAGCGACGACGAGUCCAGACGACGUACGGUCUUGAUGUCGCGUUCCCUGCUUCCAAUACUUUGAGAGGUUUGCUCUCCCAGCUGGCGACCCAGUACUACGAGCAAUCCUGGAAGCUUGCCGAGUUCGCGGCCUUUGCGCAGCCCUAUGUCCAAAAGUCUUCUGCUGAGAGGUGUGUAACGCAUUGUUUAUCUUCCUAUCUUCGUUGCAGUGUCCUGAUUGCCUUAGGGAAGCCCGGUCACCUCGAUGACGACGUCUGGUGCCUCGAUACGCGCGGAAUACUUACCUUGGCGGUCUGCAAGACGUCAUACGAACGACUUGGCCUGAUUGGGCGAGCACUGCCAUGGAAGGAGCACCAAGACGUAUACAUCGUCCGCAUAUCGCUGCACACACAAGUUCCCGUACUUAAAGAUGAAACGUGCCACGCUUACGGCCCCAAAGUCAAAGCCGCCUUCCAGGCCUGGGAUCAGCGGCGGGACCCCUGGGACGUGAUCUUCCACUCGCCUGAGCAGCUCACUGAGGCUUCAGCCGCAACCAAACGCGUGAAGCCAACCAUUCGUCUAUCACAGAACAUCCACAUCCCCAAAUCUGAAUUAUACCCUCGCCCGAACGACGCUAGCGCCGCAGGGGAGUGGGACGAGAGCGUUGCUGAGCUCUUCGAGUGGGUCGGUCUCGCGUGUUUGGGCUCGGAGAGGCUCCGAGCGUAUGAUAGACCGGACCCGUACAUCGCGGUUUACACGCCGCCGUCGCCCGCGUACACAGGAGACGUCGUCCAUGUGCGCUGGAUGGGUUUACUUUCGCCUCAAUUUGUGCAGUCGGUCAUCGACAUCGCUAGCGACGCAUCCUUCGCGUGCGUGGUUGCGAAUUCCAUAGCCGUGUCGCCCGUGACGUACGUCCCAUCGCCGCCAUCUUUGCGUUAUCCUCAGCGCGCGUCGAGAGCCCAGUCAGAGGAUAGUUGGAGCGUAGUCAUCUCACGGCCGGAAGAUUCAGAUCAGACAAGCUGGCUACUCGUUGAGAGUAUCGGAAAGUGGGACUCGCGAUGGGGCUGA